AUGCCUCUUGACAGCCAGUCCACCGAUUCCAUCGCAGCCAUCGUGUUUGGCCUGCUUCAACUUGCUAGCAAGGAAGCGACCGGAGAAGAUAUACAAUCUGAGAUCCGACGGAUGCAAAAGUGCUUCACGACAGUCGGCAAACUGGGGAAGCGGAAAGCCGUUGGCGAGGACAUUCGUCCCAGCAAGAAAGAGAAAGCCAUGACAGAAAACAUGCAAGUCGACAGCCCUGCCACCGCCGUCGAACAACUCAAGGAAGCCUCUGGUAGUAACGGCGACAUCGAUGAAUCCCUCUACAGCAGGCAGCUGUACGUGCUGGGCCAUGAGGCCAUGAAGCGCAUGGGCUCUUCCAAUGUCCUCGUUGCUGGUCUACGAGGUCUCGGUGUCGAGAUUGCGAAGAACAUCGCCCUAGCCGGUGUUAAGUCGCUGACACUCUACGACCCCAAGCCCGCCGCUCUCGCCGAUCUAUCGUCGCAGUUCUUCCUUACUCCCGCCGAUGUGGGGAAGCCGCGCGCCUCCGUCACCGUGCCUCGCGUCUCCGAGCUCAACCCAUACACACCUGUGCAGGAAUUCAGUGGAAAGGAUCUGACGUCAGACCUGUCGCAGUUGAAGCAGUUCCAGGUCAUUGUCCUCACCGACACGCUGCUCGACGACCAAAUCAAGAUCGCAGACUACUGCCACGACAACGGUAUCUACGUUGUCAUUACUGACACAUACGGUCUGUUCGGCACCAUCUUCACUGACUUUGGCAAGAACUUCACCAUCGGCGACCCCACCGGCGAGAACGUCAAUAAUGGCAUCAUCGCCGGCAUCGAUGAGGAGGGUAUCGUGUCAGCACUAGACGAGACAAGGCACGGUCUCGAAGAUGGCGACUGGGUCACAUUCUCCGAAGUUGAGGGUAUGGAGGGCCUGAACGGCUGUGCGCCUCGCAAGAUUGAGGUCAAGGGACCAUAUACUUUCUCUAUCGGCGAUGUUUCUGGCCUAGGAGAGUACAAGAAGGGAGGACAGUUCAUUCAGGUCAAGAUGCCAAAGAUCAUCAACUUUGAGCCUUUCAGCAAGCAGCUCAAGAAGCCUGAGCUUCUCAUCUCCGACUUCGCCAAGUUCGACCGACCGCAACAGCUACACGUCGGUAUCCAGGCUAUUCACAAGUUCGCGAACUUCCACAAGGGCGAGUUCCCACGUCCUCAUCACGAAGCCGAUGCGGAUGAGCUUUUCAAGAUCGCACAAGAGAUUGCAGGUCAAGGGGAGGAGAAGGUUGAGCUGGACGAGAAGCUCAUCAAGGAACUCAGUUACCAAGCGCGCGGUGACCUCAGCCCUGUCGCUGCGUUCUUCGGUGGCAUGGCCGCUCAGGAAGUUCUGAAGUCCGUGUCUGGAAAAUUCCACCCCAUUGUUCAGUUCCUCUACUUCGAUUCGUUGGAGUCAAUUCCCACCUCCACAACCCGUUCGGAAGAGCAGUGCGCCCCGAUUGGCUCGCGCUACGAUGGCCAGAUCGCCGUUCUGGGUCAGGAAUACCAGAAGAAGCUCAGCAACGUCAAGCAGUUUCUCGUUGGUGCAGGUGCCAUCGGCUGCGAGAUGCUCAAGAACUGGGCUAUGAUGGGUCUUGGUACUGGCCCCGAGGGCAAGAUUACCGUAACCGACAAUGACCAGAUCGAAAAGAGCAACUUGAACCGACAAUUCUUGUUCCGACCAGCAGAUGUUGGAAAGCUAAAGAGUGACGCUGCAGCAAAGGCUGUUCAGGUCAUGAACCCUGAUCUCAGUGGAAAGAUUGUGACACUUCAAGACAAGGUCGGCCCAGAGACUGAGCAUAUCUUCAACGAGGAGUUCUGGAAUUCUCUGGACGGUGUAACAAACGCGCUGGACAACGUAGAAGCGCGCACGUACGUUGACCGACGGUGUGUGUUCUUCCGCAAGCCUCUGCUUGACAGUGGUACUCUCGGCACAAAGGGCAACACCCAGGUUGUUCUGCCAUUUAUUACAGAGUCUUACUCUUCAUCGCAAGAUCCUCCCGAGAAGUCCUUCCCUAUGUGCACACUCAGGAGUUUCCCCAACCGGAUUGAGCACACUAUCGCCUGGGCGCGAGAGUCAUUUGAUUCGCUAUUCGUCAAGGGUCCGGAGAUCGUUAACCUGUACUUGACGCAACCCGACUACCUUGGUGCAUCGCUGAAGCAGUCUGGUAACGAGAAGCAAACUUUGGAGACUUUGCGGGAUUUCCUGGUCACCGAGAAGCCGCUGUCUUUUGACGACUGCAUUAUUUGGGCUCGUCAUCAAUUCGAGAAGAACUACAACCACGCGAUAGCGCAGUUGUUGUACAACUUCCCCAAGGACUCCAAGACCGGCUCCGGUCAGCCAUUCUGGUCAGGACCCAAGCGUGCGCCAGACCCAUCGAAGUUUGACUCUUCAAACCCAACACACUUUACCUAUGUGGAAGCUGCUGCCACCUUACAUGCGUUCAACUACGGCAUCAAGCCGAAUGCAUCGAAGGAGCACUACGUUGAAGUUCUCAACGACAUGAUCGUCCCUGACUUCCAGCCCGAUCCUACUGUGAAGAUCCAGGCCGACGAGAAGGAGCCAGACCCGAACGCUAACCAGGCUGGUAGUGAUGAUAAUGAGUCGCUUGAUAGCAUUAUCAAGCAACUUCCAGCACCAAAAUCUCUCGCCGGAUUCAAGCUUGAGCCUGUCGAGUUCGAAAAGGAUGAUGACUCCAACCACCACAUUGACUUCAUCACUGCUGCCAGUAAUCUCCGUGCUGAGAACUACAAGAUUGAGCAAGCGGACCGUCAUAAAACCAAGUUCAUUGCUGGAAAGAUUAUUCCGGCCAUUGCUACCACUACCGCCUUGGUGACUGGUCUCGUCAACCUUGAAUUGUACAAGAUCAUUGACGGCAAGACGGACAUCGAGCAAUACAAGAACGGCUUCAUCAACUUGGCGCUGCCAUUCUUCGGUUUCAGUGAGCCGAUUGCAAGCCCGAAGGGUACAUACCAAGGGCACGAUGGCGAAGUAACGAUCGACAAGCUAUGGGAUCGUUUUGAGGUGGAUGAUAUCCCCCUCAAGGACUUUGUGGACCACUUUGAGAAGAAGGGUCUAUCGAUCCAGAUGAUCAGCUCUGGUGUUAGUUUGCUCUACGCAUCAUUCUACCCUCCAGCCAAAUUGAAGGAUAGGAUGCCUCUCACUAUGAGCAAGCUUGUUGAGCACGUCAGCAAGAAGCCAGUACCCGAGCACCAGAAGAACGUCAUCUUCGAGAUUACGGCUGAGGAUCAGAAGGAGGAGGAUGUUGAGAUCCCGUAUGUGAUGGUCAAGUUGAAGUAGAUGUCUCAUGACUUGGGCAGUGGAUAGGUUCCCAGCAAAUGGGGAUGAAUAUGACGUGAAUUAGACGAGCAUAGCUUGCAUGAAUAGACACAUGACUUCAAAC
Messenger RNA from Alternaria alternata, 3406 nucleotides. Its product is annotated as ubiquitin-activating enzyme E1. Gene Ontology annotation, molecular function: SUMO activating enzyme activity. Gene Ontology annotation, cellular component: SUMO activating enzyme complex; cytoplasm. NCBI's taxonomy places the organism in Eukaryota, Fungi, Ascomycota, Dothideomycetes, Pleosporales, Pleosporaceae. The record is from RefSeq and is a predicted model, not a curated record. Bases 1 to 3303 code for a protein of 1100 amino acids. Gene Ontology annotation, biological process: protein sumoylation. The transcript is spliced from 5 exons.